Messenger RNA from Physcomitrium patens, 3307 nucleotides. RefSeq lists its product as uncharacterized. NCBI's taxonomy places the organism in Eukaryota, Viridiplantae, Streptophyta, Bryopsida, Funariales, Funariaceae. The record is from RefSeq and is a predicted model, not a curated record.
GCGUCGGAUGUUGGCAUUUGUUACGAGGGAGCUGCAUUCAUCACUUGCCCGAGCAUUCAACCCUUUCGCUGGUUGUAACUAUGUUCCCCUUUCGCGCUUGAAUGCAUUCAUUUCUCACUUACUGAGCUUGUAGCAUAUGAAAGCGGAUCGUUAUGAGCGUUGCGUGUUUGAUGGACACGAAGUGAUUGGGUUAGAGAUCUGUGGCGGGAGAGAAUUGCGUGAUCAGCGUCGAGGCUUCUGGGAGGGUGUACAAUAUUGGGUUGCGCCCUCGCAGUCGCGAAUGAGUGAAUUUCGAUUUUGGAAGAGUUUGAUUGAGUGAAUAGCGCAGUUCCGCUUAUGGUUUGAGGUGGGAGGUUGGGCACAGGGGAGUAGUGUUUUGCAUGAGAUUAGGGGAUUGUGGUGCUUGGACGGAAAUGACCUUGGAGAUUCCCGAGUGCGAGGAACACCUCGCGGAUGUGCCUGUGGCGAACUGUCAAAGGAGUGCUCACAAUUUGGACACAGGCAGUGAAAUUGAGCGAAUCGAAUCCAAUGGCGUCAUGAAGUCGAGUGAGCAAGACGGGGUUGCUAUGGAGGUGGGCGCAUCCGAUCAGAGUGCCGAGGUCGGACCGGUGUCCAAGGGUUUUGAGUGGAAUUCGUCUGAGUUCUCCCCGAUCUCCAACUCGAGAGAAGAUAAAACCUCUGAGCAAACGAAUGCAAGCGAUAAAGGAGAAAGCUCUCCUUUGUUCCAAGUCCAAUUUUCUGAUGCAACUCAUGAUCCCAUUCGUAACGCACCACCCGAUUCAGUGCAAGAGUACGACACCGAGCAGCCGAUAAUAAGCAGGACUCCUAAUGCUCUCAGAGUGCCAGUGGUGAACCAGCACGUUGACGCCGAACGCAAACUUGUUGCCCCUGAAAUAAUGGGUGCCAGAAGACAACCUACUGAGGCUAUUGAUCCUGGACAUGCCAGCCGAGUUAUAUCUACUGUGACCAAGAUCAAAGACUAUUCUUCCCAGGCAGGACGUGUACUAAGAGAAAACGGAGAAGGUGCAUCUGGAGUAAACCCGAGCCCACGAUCACAUCGUACCUCCCACCGCCGUGUCACUCCGUUGGGCUGGUUUCCUAGAGGACAGAAAACAGAGUCCUACCUUGAAAGGAAAAUACGCAUGCUUCAGAAAGAAGGAGGCAAGAUUGCUUCUUUGGAUGAAACUCUAGGAGCUUCAAAUAUUCAUCUUUCACGCAUAGAGAGGGAGAAGCAAGCUGCUCAAGCAGCAGCUGUUGCAGCUACUGAAGCGCGCAAAGCGGCACUUGUCGAGGCUUCUUGGUGUCGCAUACUCAAAGCAACUGGAAUACCCUACAUGUCGGCUGCUGUCCAGCUUCAAACAGCAGAGAAAAAAGCAGAGGACGCCCUGGCAGCUGCCGCUGCUCUUGGGGUGAUACUUGGUCACAGUCCUCGUAGUCCCAGAUUCGUGGCUGUAACCGACCCUAGCUCGGGAUCUCUCGACAAUGUCUCAGCGACGUUGGAAACCGCAUUCGACGUGGACAAGGCGGUAGCUUCGGCUUUAAAAACCGCGCUUCUGCGUCAUACAAGUGAAUUGAAGGAUGCUGAUCUUCAGAAAGCAAUGGCAUUAAUCACAAACCCACUCGCUGUAGAGACAACCGUUCACCGAGAAUGGGUGGAUGAUGGACCGGAACCAAAUUCGCGUGAGACAUUAGAGGACGCUGAAAACUCCAUGGACAUUUCACUGGCGUGUCCUGCGACUAAUGAUUGUACUAUUCAGGAAAACCCGUUGGUAGAAUCCAUGCUUCAAAGAGUAAGAGGCUUGCAACCCGAGGAGUGCACCUCAAUGGCAACUAUAGUGGCCACUCGGGGUCUCGGUGCUUUGCUUGCUGAGGAACAUUUAGAGCAAGAGUUGGGCACCAAGGGUUCAAGUGGUGGAAGUUUGGGAGACGUCUUGGUGAAGCAUGUAUCACGCCUUGAGGCAGAGAAAACGGCUGCCAAAACCGCUGGCGACGGUGGUAGAAACGAGAUGAAGAAGCGUUUGUCUGUGGUGGUGAACCCGGCUCCGGACUUCGGGUCGAUGCUCGUGAAACACGUGUCUCGUUUUGAACGGGAGAAAAAAGCAGCAAUUGAAGCCGCAGCAAAACAGGCAGAAUCAUGGAUUCCGGGAGAGGCGGUGAAGUUCUAUGGUCCUGGGGUCCAAGUUGAGGAGGGAGGGCUGGACAAGAUAUUUGUGAAGAAAAUGUCGCGCCUCGAGAGAGAGAAAGCAGCUGCUCAAGAGAGACGAAGGAGCAGUCUCAACAAAUUCUCGCCACGGAAAGGAAGAAGGAUUUCAUUGACACGAAGACCAGGUCUGGGAGAGUCCUUGAUCAAGCACAAGUCCCGCCUGGAGAAGGAGAUCGAAGCCGCCAAAGCAAGGAGGCUUAGUAUGCUUGGCAAGACAAUUAAGAAAACCGGCGCCACUCAAUCAACCUCGCCUAAGAAAACCAGCAACCAGGCCGUCGGUCUUGGUGAAGUGCUAAUUAAACACAAAUCAAGGUUGGAGCGAGAGAAAGAAGCUGCUAAGCUUGCAUCACAGGCUGUCCCCAGUGCAGUGCAGAUUGUGAACUCGCAAUCCGAAUGUACCGGUUCCGUGAGAAGCGAGAAUUCUCAAGAUGUACUGAAUGUGGCACAGGCUAAUCUUGGCGAUCAGGGUGCACGAAAAUUAUCCAAGUUGGAGUCAGAGAAGCAGGCUUUUGCAGCUGCUGGAGGCAGUGAUCCAUGGGCGAGACGGAGACCGUCAUUCAAGGCAAGAGAGGAAAGUGCCGACGUCUGGGCUGGAGUUGGCCUUGGAGCUGCACUCAAACGCCACGUUUCGAAGCUAGAGCAAGAACAGGCUGCAUGGCGAUGUGCGGAAGAGAGAGCUCGUGCUCAUUGACGAAGCCAGCUCGCUAACUCUCAAGUGUCAUGUAUGUAUAAGAUGUAUAAUUACAGCUAGUUGGAGGCACUAGGACAUCAGACCAAUACUGUGGACAGCUUAGGGUCAGAUGCCCCUGAAGUACUUCGACUAUUGGCCUUUUUUUUAUUUUUUUUAUUUUUUUAUUUCUUUCAUUUAGAAGAUCGGGGAAAUGACCUACGUCUCUGUAGGAUCAGCAUCCAUGAGCAAAGAGAAAUCACCUUGUUUUCUCGUCAUUGGUGGUGUGCAGAGCUAGAAUUCGCCUGUGUUUUCAUUCAGGUACCUCUAGACUCGCACCAACUGUCACUUGACAAAACACUUGACGAGCAUUGAACCACGAUUUUUUUUUAUAAAUAUACUAAUCCAUUCUUUGAUUGUCCACUUCGUGGAACUAC